Belonocnema kinseyi is the source of this 399-nucleotide messenger RNA. RefSeq names its product apolipoprotein D-like. The record is from RefSeq and is a predicted model, not a curated record. Bases 1 to 399 code for a protein of 132 amino acids. Lineage: Eukaryota; Metazoa; Arthropoda; Insecta; Hymenoptera; Cynipidae. The transcript is spliced from 3 exons.
AUGAGGGUCUGGUUGUUUGAUGCGUUGGUUUGGACGGUGUUGUAUUACGGUGUUAAGAUCUGGGGAUGGAAAGCAAAGAGCAUGUAUGAUCGAUUUCGAAGAAAGACAAUCAAAAAUACAGUUUCAGGCACGGCUACACAGGUUUGCAAAGACUGCGAUGAAGCAGAACUGAGUGUCGCAUUAGAAAUAGCUCCUGCUCAAACUUUCUCAAUUUUUUACAUCGAUUAUAAAAGAUUUAUUGGCGUUUACUCUUGUGUUGGCAAAAGAUUGGGUGCUUGGAUUUUGGCAAGAAAAGAACAGGUAGACGACGAAGACCUUGAACCUGUCUUUAAAUCUAUGGAGAAGAACGGGCUGAAUCCGAAGUCGUUAACAUUGACGGAUCGAGAAGGCUGCAUUUGA